CGGCUCUGUCAGUGCGCAAAUCCCAGCAGAGGCAGCAGCGCUCCGGCAGAAGCGCCUGUUAACCGGGAGACAGAGGCUUUGUGCGCUGCGGUUCAAGCCAUCACCAGGGAGGGAGGACCUGCACCUUCCGCCGCUCAUCUCCCCGCAGCUUUGUCUCCUCCCGGGCGGCGGACGGACCUGAGACCAGCCGGGCUCGUCUCCGGAGCCCUCCUUAUGGGCUCACCAUGCGCAGGAUCCGGGCCAACGCCAUCGCGAUUCUGACCGUUGCGUGGAUCUUGGGAACGUUUUAUUACCUGUGGCAGGACAACAAGCCUCAGACGUCCCCGUCGUCGGCGUCGCAGCCCCGCGGCAGGAGCCAUGGGCAGAAGGUGGCCCCCGGCCGGCUGGAGAUCCACCGGGACGACAGGACCAUCCCGCUGAUAGUGACCCAGCCGCCCCGGACGGAGCAGCAGGGCCAGCUGCUGGGCACCUUCGAUGAGAGGGCCUACCUGGCCGGGAAGCAGCUGAAGCCGGGGGACGACCCGUACAGAGAGCACGCCUUCAACCUGCAGGAGAGCGACCGGCUGGGCAGCGAGCGAGCCAUCAGAGACACCCGACACUACAGGUGUGCAUCUUUGAAUUAUGACACAGACCUUCCCGCCACGAGCAUCAUCAUCACUUUCCACAACGAGGCUCGCUCUACUCUCCUGCGCACCAUCAAAAGCGUCCUGAUGCGGAGUCCACCGUCUCUGAUUCAAGAAAUCAUCCUGAUAGACGACUUCAGCUCUGACCCUGAGGACUGCCAGCUGCUCUCUCAGAUCCCCAAAGUGCACUGCCUGAGGAACGGCAGGAGAGAGGGUCUGAUCCGGUCACGGGUUCGGGGAGCCAACACGGCCUCGGCCUCCAUCCUGACCUUCUUAGACAGCCACUGUGAGGUGAACACCGACUGGCUGCAGCCCAUGAUCCAGAGAGUCAAGGAGGACCAUACGCGAGUGGUCAGCCCCAUCAUAGACGUCAUCAGCCUGGACAACUUCGCCUACUUGGCUGCCUCGGCCGACUUGAGAGGAGGGUUUGACUGGAGUCUGCACUUCAAAUGGGAGCAGAUUCCUAUCGAGCAGAAAAUGGCGAGGAGCGACCCGACGCAGCCAAUCAGGACUCCAGUCAUCGCGGGCGGGAUCUUCGUCAUGGACAAGAGCUGGUUCAACCACCUGGGCCAGUACGACACCCACAUGGACAUCUGGGGCGGGGAGAACUUUGAGCUCUCUUUCCGGGUGUGGAUGUGCGGCGGAAGCCUGGAGAUUCUGCCCUGCAGCCGCGUGGGUCACGUCUUCAGGAAGCGGCACCCGUACGACUUCCCAGAGGGCAACGCUCUCACCUACAUCAAGAACACACGGCGGGCAGCUGAGGUGUGGAUGGACGAGUAUAAACAGUACUACUACUCUGCAAGGCCCUCGGCGCAGGGCAAAGCCUUUGGCAGCAUCGCAGACCGCCUGACACUCCGACGGAAGCUGAACUGCAAGCCUUUCCGUUGGUAUAUGGAGAACGUCUACCCCGAGCUGAGGAUCCCCGAGCAGGAAGCGGUGUCCAGUGUGCUGAAACAAGGCGGGCUGUGUCUGGAGACCCAUGGAGCGGACAGCCUGGGCCUGGCUGAGUGCAGGGGCACAGGAGCAAACAGGCCACAGUCGCAGAGGUGGGAGCUUGUAGAGCCGCUGAUCCGGCAGCAGGACCUCUGCCUGGCCAUCACAGCCUUCACAGCAGGGUCAAAGGUCAAGAUGGAGCCCUGCAACACAAAAGAGCCCAGACAGAAAUGGAAGCCAAGAGGCACCGCGCUGCAGCACAUGGUGAGCGGCCUCUGCCUGGACAGUCAGCCCCUGGCCGGCCCUCCAGCCAUCACUCAAUGUCGCCCCCAGCUGGCCAGCCAGUCCUGGGAGCCGCAGCUAAUCACCUGAAAGAUCAGAGGGAGAGGGAGGAGCAGAGCAGAUCCUGGCCCUGGCCUGCAGAAGGACUCAGGGGAUCACAUCUGCACACUGUCUGCCGCCUUGCUGAGGGAUGAAAGGAGUGAGGCUGAGAACUGUAUUUUUGUGAUGUCUACUGCGAGCUCCUGUUCGAUGUGUCUGGAUGACAAGAGCAUCAGUGAAAACAUUUUAAGGCCUUGCUGAGCGAAUCAUCGGAGGUCUUAUCUUUUCUGUACAGCGCUUCAUCCUGUAAGGAUACUGCGGUUCUUCUAGGUAAUCUAAGCUUUUCACUGAAAACUGUUGCACAUUUCACUUUUUUUCUUUUCUGUAUCUAUCCUGGUCGACAAAUUGCUUAAAAUCGGACUGGUGAGGACUGCCUCAAAACAAACAAGUACUCUAGCAAAUGUGUUGAGGUGCACUUACUCUGACUAUCUGACUUAAUGUCACUGCUUGUCUUGUUGCCUAGUCUUAGGUUGAGGCAUGUCUGGUGACUGUGUGGACCAGGGCAGCUUUAUGUGUAGCCAACCAAGACCUGAGCUUUUUUUUUUUUUUUUUUUUUGGAUUUAUUUUUUAUUUUUUUAAUGCUGAAUAGCAGUCUUGAAGUACCAUGCAAAGCAUCAUCAGGAACAUUAUUUAUUGUUUUGCAUGGUCAAACCCAAAGAAUGUUUUUUUUUUUCUCUCUCUCAAAGAUUUUAUGUAAAUAUUGGAAGCAGAAUACAGCUUGGAUUUUGUGUAAAGUACCCUAUAUGUUGUUUGAAAAAUAAAAUGUGCUAACAAAUCCAGUUGUAAAUAA
Myripristis murdjan (pinecone soldierfish) is the source of this 2727-nucleotide messenger RNA. RefSeq names its product UDP-N-acetyl-alpha-D-galactosamine:polypeptide N-acetylgalactosaminyltransferase 16 (gene galnt16). The transcript has 15 exons. Gene Ontology annotation, molecular function: polypeptide N-acetylgalactosaminyltransferase activity. Gene Ontology annotation, cellular component: Golgi apparatus. Gene Ontology annotation, biological process: protein O-linked glycosylation. Bases 225 to 1928 code for a protein of 567 amino acids. Lineage: Eukaryota; Metazoa; Chordata; Actinopteri; Holocentriformes; Holocentridae. The record is from RefSeq and is a predicted model, not a curated record.